Molecule: messenger RNA, 2445 nt
Organism: Knipowitschia caucasica
Lineage: Eukaryota; Metazoa; Chordata; Actinopteri; Gobiiformes; Gobiidae
Source: the annotation of a GenBank genome assembly
AUGUCUGCUCAGAGGUCGCCAGGUCUGCUCAGAGGUCGCCAGGUCUGCUCAGAGGUCGCCAUGUCUGCUCAGAGGUCGCCAGGUCUGCUCAGAGGUCGCCAGGUCUGCUCAGAGGUCGCCAGAGGUCGCCAGGUCUGCUCAGAGGUCGCCAUGACGCCAGGUGUCAUGUCGCUCAGAGGUCGCCAGGUCUGCUCAGAGGUCGCCAGGUCUGCUCAGAGGUCGCCAGGUCUGCUCAGAGGUUGCCAUGUUCUGCUCAGAGGUCGCCAGGUCUGGUCAGGGAGGUCGCCAGGUCUGCUCAGAGGUCGCCAUGUCUGUCUCAGAGGUCGCCAGGUCUGCUCAGAGGUUGCCAUGGUCUGCUCAGAGGUCGCCAUGUCUGCUCAGAGGUUGGCCUGGUCUGCUCAGAGGUCGAGUCGCCAGGUCUGCUCAGAGGUCGCCAGGUCUGGUCAGAAGGUUGCUCAGAGGUCGCCAGGUCUGCUCAGAGGUCGAGUCGCCAGGUCUGCUCAUAGGUCGCCAGGUCUGGUCAGAGGUUGCUCAGAGGUCGCCAGGUCUGCUCAGAAGUCGCCAUGUCUGCUCAGAGGUUGCCAGGUCUGCUCAGAGGUUGCCAGGUCUGCUCAGAGGGUCGCCAGGUCUGCUCAGAGGUCGCCAGGUCUGCUCAGAGGUCGCCAUGUCUGCUCAGAGGUUGCCAUGUCUGCUCAGAGGUCGCCAUGUCUGCUCAGAGGUCGCCAUGUCUGCUCAGAGGUCGCCAGGUCUGGUCAGAGGUUGCCAGGUCUGCUCAGAGGUCGCCAGGUCUGCUCAGAGGUCGCCACGGUCUGCUCAGAGGUCGCCAUGUCUGUUCAGAGGUCGCCAGGUCUGCUCAGAGGUCGCCAGUCUGCUCAGAGGGCGCCAGGUCUGCUCAGAGGUCGCCAGGUCUGCUCAGAGGUCGCCAGGUCUGCUCAGAGGUCGCCAGGUCAUGCUCAGAGGUCGCCAGGUCUGCUCAGAGGUCGCCAGGUCUGCUCAGAGGUCGCCAGGUCUGCUCAGAGGUCACGCAGGUCUGCUCAGAGGUCGCCUGGUCUGAUCCCUCAGAGGUUGCCAGGUCUGCUCAGAGGUCGCCAGGUCUGGUCAGAGGUUGCUCAGAGGUCGCCAGGUCUGCUCAGAGGUCGCCAUGUCUGCUCAGAGGUCGCCAUGUCUGCUCAGAGGUCGCCAGGUCUGGUCAGAGGUCGCCCAGGUCUGCUCAGACGGUCGCCAUGUCUGCUCAGAGGUCGCCAUGUCUGCUCAGAGGUCGCCAGGUCUGGUCAGAAAAGGGUCACCAUGUCUGCUCAGAGGUCGCCAGGUUUGCUCAGAGGUCGCCAGGUCUGCUCAGAGGUCGCCAGGUCUGCUCAGAGGUCGCCAGGUCUGCUCAGAGGUCGCCAGGUCUGGUCAGAGAUUGCCAGGUCUGCUCAGAGGUCGCCAGGUCUGCUCAGAGGUCCCAGGCCAUGUCUGCUCAUGAGGUCGCCAAGUCUGCUCAGAGGUCGCCAGGUCUGCUCAGAGGUCGCCAGGUCUGCUCAGAGGUCGCCAGGUCUGCUCAGAGGUCGCCAGGUUUGCUCAGAGGUCGCCAGGUCUGCUUCAGAGGUCGCCAGGUCUGCUCAGAGGUCGCCAGGUCUGCUCAGAGGUCGCCAGGUCGGCUCAGAGGGGUCGCCAUGUCUGCUCAGAGGUCGACAUGUCUGCUCAGAGGUCGCCAUGUCUGCUCAGAGGUUGCCAGGGGUCUGGUCAGAGGUCGCCAGGUCUGCUCAGAGGUCGCCAGGUCUGCUCAGAGGUUGCCAUGUCUGCUCAGAGGUUGCCAGGUCUGGUCAGAGGUCACCAUGUCUGGUCAGAGGUCACCAGGUCUGGUCAGAGGUCACCAUGUCUGCUCAGAGGUUGCCAGGUCUUGCUCAGAGGUCGCCAGGUCUGCUCAGAGGUCGCCAGGUCUGCUCAGAGGUCGCCAGGUCUGGUCAGAGGUUGCUCAGAGGUUGCCAGGUCUGCUCAGAGGUCGCCAUGUCUGCUCAGAGGUCGCCAUGUCUGCUCAGAGGUCCGCCAUGUCUGCUCAGAGGUCGCCAUGUCUGCUCAGAGGUCGCCAUGUCUGCUCAGAGGUCGCCAUGUCUGCUCAGAGGUCGCCAGGUCUGCUCAGAGGUCGCCAUGUCUGCUCAGAGGUUGCCAGGUCUGCUCAGAGGUCGCCAGGUCUGCUCAAAGGUCGCCAUGUCUGCUCAGAGGUCGCCAUGUCUUCUCAGAGGUCGCCAGGUCUGGUCAGAGGUCGCCAGAGAGCGCUAUCAGACUGAGGAGAGCUACAGAGAGUUAUCAGAGACUGGGAGAGCUACAGAGAGCUCACAGACUGAGGAGAGCUACAGAGAGCGCUACCAGACUGAGGAGAGCUACAGAGAGCGCUAUAAGACUGAGGAGAGCUACAGAGAGCGCUAUCAGACUGAGGAGAGCUACAGAGAGCUCACAGACUGA